AUGGCCGAGGAUUUUUCAGGCAGCGAUCCCAUCACUCUCCGCCAGGUGGAAGCUGUUGCGAAACGGAAGCUCCCACACAAUAUUUACAGUUAUUACUCAGGUGGCGCCGAUGACGAGACGACAGUCAAAAGAAAUCGAACUGACUUUGACAGUCUCUUCAUUCUGCCCCGAGUGCUGCGCGAUGUAUCUAAUAUUGACACAUCAACGGAGUUAUUCAAUAACAAAUUGCCAAUUCCCGUGGGUAUUGCGCCCAGUGCGAUGCAAAGGUUGGCAGGUUUCGAGGGUGAACUAGACGUCGCGCGUGCAGCUUGUUCUAUGGGCCUGAAUUUGACCCUCUCUACCAAUUCGACGACUUCACUGGAAGAAGUCAUAGCAGUUAGACAACCCAACUCUUCUAAAUCGGCUACACCAUUCUGGUUCCAGUUAUACGUUGCCAAGAACCCGGAGCUCAGUUUGCCUAUUAUCAGGCGAGCAGAAGCUGCGGGAUACGAGGCGCUCGUUUUGACUGUCGAUACCCCUGUCCUUGGUAAUCGGGUUCAUGAGCGGCAGACGCCAUUAGUUCUUCCAGAAGGCCUUCACCUAGCCAAUAUAGAACAGGCAUAUACCCAGAAUCCAGGCAAGCCAACUUCUAACCGUAUUCUGAUGGAUGCACGUACUGCGGCAGACGCAAAAGAUAUUUUGCGAGUGGUUGGGGACGGCAUCAACAGUUCGUCUCUUACAUGGGCAUCAACUAUCAAAUUUUUGCGACAGAAUAGUAAGAUGAAGAUUAUUUUGAAAGGUAUAAUGGCACCUGAGGAUGCUCUUUUGGCAGUUGAGUAUGGAGCCGAUGCAAUCAUUGUGUCCAACCAUGGAGGCCGACAACUUGAUAGUGUUCCAUCCACAAUCCAAGCACUGCCCGCUGUUGUUGAAGCUGUGGACCGCCGGAUUCCUGUGAUCUUAGAUGGAGGCAUUCGCCACGGGAGUGACAUAUUCAAAGCGCUUGCAAUGGGGGCAAACUUCGUUCUGGUUGGAAGACCGAUUUUGUGGGGACUUGCAUUCAAUGGACAAAAGGGCGUUGAGACAGUGAUAAAUAUUCUGGAACGAGAGAUGAGUCGCACCAUGGCAUUGACCGGAACGGCAAGUCUGCGGGACAUUAAUUCGUCUUACCUCCGAAUCUCCAAAGGGGGUCGCUUGAGCAAAAUCUAG
This is a messenger RNA of Penicillium macrosclerotiorum, 1185 nucleotides long. Its product is annotated as alpha-hydroxy acid oxidase. The transcript has 3 exons. The record is from RefSeq and is a predicted model, not a curated record. Bases 1 to 1185 code for a protein of 394 amino acids. Gene Ontology annotation, molecular function: oxidoreductase activity; FMN binding. Lineage: Eukaryota; Fungi; Ascomycota; Eurotiomycetes; Eurotiales; Aspergillaceae.